Molecule: messenger RNA, 7611 nt
Organism: Labeo rohita (rohu)
Lineage: Eukaryota; Metazoa; Chordata; Actinopteri; Cypriniformes; Cyprinidae
Gene: hip1
Product: huntingtin interacting protein 1
Exons: 31
Coding region: 262-3408 (1048 amino acids)
Biological process (GO): clathrin coat assembly; endocytosis; actin filament organization
Cellular component (GO): extrinsic component of postsynaptic membrane; presynapse; actin cortical patch
Molecular function (GO): actin filament binding; phosphatidylinositol-3,4-bisphosphate binding; clathrin-cargo adaptor activity
Source: RefSeq, a predicted model, not a curated record
AGUAUAUCGCACGAACUGACGCUGCUGUGUUCCGCUUACAGAUCUGCGCACGGACGCAUGUUUUGGACGCUCGCUAGCGGACAGCGGAGAGCGCUGGAAUGAUAUUCAUGGGCGGUGGACGUAUAAAAUGACCUUUUGUAAUAACGACGAGGGCUUGGAUUUUUCGUGCUCAUCGCUGGAGUUAAUCUCUUUUUAUUACACUCUAUUUAUGUUGAUUUAGGAACUCUCCGUCGUUCGCGCAGUUUGGAUUUUCAUUCCAGAAUGGACCGCGUCAAGAGUUCCAUGCAGCAAGUCCCCAACCCGAUUCCCAAAGUGCUCAGCCGUCGCACUGGCGGUGCCAACAGUUUGGAAGUUGAAAAGGAAAACUUCGAGCGUAAUCAGGCUGUGAGCAUAAACAAAGCCAUCAACACACAGGAGGUUGCUGUCAAAGAGAAGCAUGCCAGGACGUGCAUAUUGGGCACGCAUCAUGAGAAGGGGGCUCACACAUUCUGGCUUGCUGUCAACCGCCUGCCCCUCUCCAGCAAUGCAGUGCUCUGCUGGAAAUUUUGCCACGUCUUCCAUAAACUGCUGAGGGACGGCCAUCCAAACGUUAUUAAGGACUCCAUGCGGCACAAGGCUGACCUGAAUGACAUGAGCAGGAUGUGGGGUCAUCUGAGUGAAGGCUAUGGCAAGUUGUGCAGCAUCUACCUCAAACUGCUCAUCACCAAAAUGGAGUUUCACAUCAAAAAUCCUCGUUUCCCAGGCAACCUUCAGAUGUCAAACAGACAGCUCGAUGAGGCGGGUGAGAACGACGUCAAUAAUUUCUUCCAGUUGACAGUGGAGAUGUUUGAUUACUUGGAAUGUGAGCUGAACCUUUUCUUGGGCGUGUUCAGCUCGUUGGAUAUGUCUCGCUCCGUGUCGGUGACGGCAGCGGGUCAGUGUCGUCUGGCCCCUCUUAUCCAGGUCAUAUUGGACUCUAGUCAUUUGUAUGACUACACUGUCAAACUGCUCUUCAAACUCCACUCCUGUCUGCCAGCAGAUACUCUGCAGGGCCACAGGGAUCGCUUCCAGGAGCAGUUUAAGAAACUGAAGAGUCUGUUCUAUCGCUCCAGUAACCUGCAGUAUUUCAAGAGACUGAUUCAGAUCCCACAGCUUCCUGAGAAUCCACCAAACUUCCUGCGGGCGUCAGCCCUCUCCGAGCACAUCAGUCCAGUGGUGGUGAUUCCAGUGGAGUCUUCGUCCCCUGAGAGCGAACAUGUUGUAGAAACAGAAGACCUGGUGGACACGGACAUCCCACCUUUACCGAGCGCUGUGGACAGCAAAUUUGACGACCUCUUUGGCACCUCAGCCGCUACAGACCCCUUCAACUUCAACAGUCAGAACGGCAUGCGCAAAGAUGAGAAAGACCGUUUGAUUGAGCAGCUCACAGCGGAGCUACAGGCCCUGAAAGAGGAGCUGGAGUCCUUCAGAUUGGAGAGUGGGCGUCUUUGUCAAGCACUACGGGGGCGUGUGAACGAGCUGGAGGCGGAGCUUGCGGAGCAGACCCACCUGAAGCAGCAGGCGUUGGGUGAGAGCGAGUUCCUGAGGGCGGAGCUAGACGACCUGCGCCGGGUCAAAGAGGACACAGAGAAAGAGCAGCGCAGCCUGAGCGAAAUCGAGAGAAAAGCACAAGCUAAUGAGCAACGCUACACCAAGUUAAAGGAGAAAUACACAGAGCUGGUCCAGAGCCACGCUGACCUGCUAAGAAAGAAUGCUGAGGUGACGCGUCAGAUGACGGUGGCCCGUGCUGCCCAGGACGAGGUGGAGAAUGUAAAAAAAGAGAUGCAGGACAAAUUGAAAGCCGCUCAGGAUACUGCCAGUCAUCAGGAGAAGGCUCAGUUAGAGCAGCUUCAAGCUCUACAAGCUGAGCUCAUGUCCAGCAGAUCUGAACUAGAGACCCUGAAGAGUACCGUCACCUCCUCCCAACAGUCAAACGACCAGCUCAGUACUCAGCUGUCUGCGCUAGAGGCUGAGAAGGUGGGGCUUAUGGAGACUGUAUCUAAGAAGGAGGCGGAGCUGGCCAAUUUGGGGGUGGAGUUAGAGCGUGUACAGAGCAGUCUGACCAAUGAAAGGGAAAGUGGUGUGAAAGCUGCUGAGUCCUUGCAAAACCAACUCAACGAGAAGGAGAGUCGUGAGCAGGCUCUAGAGAGCGAGUUGGUCACUCUGCGCUGGGCGGCUCUGCGGGCAGCACUUGAAGAGGCGGGGAGGAUCGUACAGGACAGCCUGAAUCAGCUAGAGGACCCCGCGCACAUCAGCUGCACCAGUUCAGCUGAUUACCUGGUGUCCAGGUGCCAGGUGGCCGUGGAUUGCGUGGAGAGGCUGCGGUCGGCCAGAGACGGCUUUGUAUCAGAUAACACAGAUGUGUCUGGACUGGUGCGGGCAGUGACUCAGUUCGCUCACCUGGUGGGCGAUGUCAUCGUGCAGGGCAGCGCCACCUCCCACAUGGUGCCGGUGGAGCAAGCUGACGCAUUGGCAGACAACGUGAAGGCGUGUGGCGCGGAGGCCCUGGCGUUGCUCUGCCAACUCAAGGAGCAGGAGUCUAUGGGGACGGCAGACUGCAGCCGGCUGAGGGCGGCACUGGAUACCGUGAUGGUCUUGGGCGAGAAGUUGCGUCCUCGGGGUCUGGAGUUGCAGCAGGGGGAGCUGGGAGAUAUGGUGGAGCAAGAGAUGGCAGCCACAUCGGCAGCUGUGGAGUCGGCGGCCGCCAGGAUUGAGGAAAUGCUCAAUAAGUCCAGGGCGGUUGACACUGGAAUCAAAAUGGAAGUCAACGAAAGGAUCUUGGCGUCCUGCACGGAUCUCAUGCAGGCCAUCAAAGUGCUGGUGCUGUCCUCCAAAGACCUGCAGAGGGAUAUCGUGGAGAGCGGAAGGGGGGCUGCAUCUAUGAAGGAGUUCUACGCCAAGAAUUCCCGAUGGACGGAAGGUCUCAUUUCCGCCUCUAAGGCUGUGGGCUGGGGCGCCACCAUGCUGGUUGAUGCAGCUGAUCAGGUGGUGCAAGGCAAGGGCAAGUUUGAGGAGCUGAUGGUGUGUUCGCAUGAGAUCGCCGCCAGCACGGCUCAGCUGGUCGCAGCGUCUAAGGUAAAAGCAGACAAGGGCAGUUCAAACCUGUCCCGUCUCCAGCAGGCCUCCAAGGGGGUCACCCAGGCCACCGCAGGGGUCGUGGCAUCAACCAAGUCCGGCAAGUCUCAGAUCGAGGACACAGAAACUAUGGACUUUUCCACAAUGACACUCACUCAGAUCAAGAGGCAAGAGAUGGACGCACAGGUGCUGGUGCUGGAGCUGGAGACCCGGCUGCAGAAAGAGAGAGAGCGACUGGGUGAACUGAGGAAGAAGCAUUACGAGCUCGCUGGCGUCGCAGAGGGCUGGGGAGGGGAGGAAGAGGGAACGGGUUGAGACUCGUCGUGUUUGGUGCAGCAGCCCUACAGACGGGGAGCUUGACGUCUUUAUAUACACACUAUCUUUCCCUUCUCCCUUUUUAUUGUACUUUUUAACUCUUUUGAUUUCUCUAUUGUACAUUAAAGCCAAAUAAAAGGUGCUUUUUUUUCUAACCUGCUCCCUCCCCUGCCCAUGGAGUCUGGAGGCGUGAGGAGUGUGCCGAUAUCGUGACGAACGGGGAGGGAGAGGAAGGAAGUGGAUGGCACACCACCUAGUGGACAGAGAGGGAAGUGCAGGCUCGCUGAACUGUCUGAGUAUUUCAUGUCCUCUUCCUCCUUAUACGGAACGGAGAACCUUCCCCAUGUAGAGCAGUCCCGUCUCCCCGUCAGACAUCCCACGAUGCAUUGCACAAGGGUGAGUCACCCCAUUUUGCAGGAAAUGACACUCUGCUGUGACCCUUCCGGACUCAAGUUUUACGAACAGCAGCAGUGUGCGACUUCCGCCUCUCAAACGCAUUCCUUAAGGUCGCGUAGGAUCGCCCUCGUCUGGGUCCGUCCUUCCCUAGUCGCCCCUAGCAGUGGUCACUGGACUAAAAAGAGGAAUAGAUGAUGACCUACUGUGGACUAACACCUGAAAACACUAGCAAACUCAACCAAGACUCACUUUUUCUGUACCAUGUUAAGCUUUCCUUUGAUUAUGUUCCCGAGGCAUUAAUUUUAUAAGAAAACCUUAAUAGAUUUAAUCCACUGGCUUUUUACUGUUCCACCAUGUUGGCUUUUAGGGACGAACUGCUAAAUAGCUCAUCUAACGUAUGAUAUUUCAGCAAAACUGUGUCUUGAUGCGUUUCACCAGUUUCAAGUCCAUGACUGAAUAUGAACUGACUGUUUUUGUGAGACCUCACGUUGGGCUAGAGCUCAUUGUUUUUGUUUUAAUAGCUUUGUUUAGGUCAUAAUUUCGUCAGCACAGGUAGAUACGGCACCAUAUUGUAUUAGUAACGGUCCAUAAAACGGUCCCGUGCGGUUUACACGCUGUUAAAAUGACAGUACCUGUUAAUUCCUGUUGUCUUCUUCCAGCUCCGCAUACGCGUACCCCUUCACACGGAGGCGAGGAGAGACAUCCGUGCCUUCCAAAAGGGAAAAAGGGUCACAUUCCCUCAAAAAGACCUUUAAAAUCGUGAUCUGGGUAGCAUUAGGACAGUAUUUUUAAAAAUGUAGUUUGGUAUUUUGCGAACUGAGAUCAUGAAAUUAGUAGAGUGUGGGGUGAGAACAGAUAGCCAUCCCUGUGUUCAACUCUGGUGUGUUUUGUUUGGAUUUUCAAGAUUCCGUUUUCCAACUGGAUGUAUGAAACAAAGAAGAAAUGGUAUGGAGCUCUUAAGGUGACAUGGUGAUGGAAAAAAUGAGAGAAAAUUUUACUGUUGAAUUCUCUUGGAAAACUGCCUUCGUUCACAAAUCUUUUGCGUUCACUCACAAAAGCACAGAAAUAUCAUUUUUAUUUCCACCUCAUAUUUUCAUCACAGCACAAACACAAAAGAUUCUCUAGGAAACGCAAAAGCUUUGAGAGAGAAUGCAAAGCUUCUCGAAGGAAAUCCAAAGGUUUUGCGAAAAAGCGCAAAGUUUCUUUAGGAAGCGCAAAAAUCUUGCAAGAGAACACAAAGUUUCUUGGGGAAAUGCAGGUUUUGCAAUUGAUUGCUAAUAUACUGAGGGAACACAAAAAUUUUGUGAGUGAAUGUAAAGUUUCUUAAAAACGCACAUGUUUUGUGAGAAAAUGAAUUUCUUUAGGAAAUGCAAACAUUUUUUUUAAAAUUUGGAAGGAACAGUUUCUUGGGAAACGCGUGUUUUUGAAUUGAAUGCAAAUAUAUUGAAGGAACACAAACAUUUUUUGAGCGGAUGUAAAGUUUCUUCGAGAAAAACUAAAGUUUUGCAAGAAAACGCAAAGUUUCUCUAGAAAAUGCAAAAAUUUAGCACAUUUUGCAAGCGAACACAAAGUUUCUUGGGGAACGCAAAUAUAUUGAGGGAAUGCAAAAAUUUUGAGCAAGUACAAAGUUUCUUGAGAAAAACAUUUUGUGAGGAAGCGCAAAGUUUCUUUAGAAAAACAAAAUUAUUUAGCAUGUUUUGCAAGCGUUUCCUGGAAGAACAGGUUUUGCAGUUGAAGAAAAAAUGUAAAAGUUUUGCUAGGAAACGCAAAGUUUCUCUAGGAAACGCAAAAAUUGUGCAAGUUUUGCAAGCGAAUCCAAAGUUUCUUGAGGAAUGCAGGUUUGCAAUCAAACGCAAAUAUUGAGGGAAGUUAAAUUUGUGAGCGAAUGCAAACACAAAUUUUAUAUAUUUGAACACAAAUAUAUUAAGGGAACACAAUUUUGUAAGUACAAAGUUUCUUGAGAAAAAAGCAACAUUUUGCGAGAAAGCGCAAAUUUUCUUGUGAAAAACGCAAACAUUUUGUACGUUUUGGAAGCGAACACCGUUUCAUGAGAGAACAAGUUUUGCAGUUGAACGCAAAUAUAUUUAGGGAAUGCAAAAAUGUGAGAAAAACACAAAAAUUUUGCAAGUUUUGCAAGCAAACAAAGAUUUCUGGGAGAACAGGUUUUGCAAUUGAACGCAAAUAUUUUGAGGCAAUGCAAAAAGUUUUUCUUGAUGCAACAUGCACCGUUUUCUGAGAUAACACUAGAAACUUCUGGGAUAACAAUAAGUUUACAAUUGAAUGCAUAUUUAUUGAGGGAAUGGAAAAAUUUUGAGUGAAUGCAACAUUUCUUGAGAAAAACGCAACAGUUUUGCGAUAGUGCAAAGUUUCUCUAGGAAAAUAAUUUUGCAAGAGAAGUUUUGCAAGCUAACACAGAGUUUCUUGAGGAAUGCAGGUUUCGCAAUCAAAUGCAAAUAUUGAGGGACCGUAAAAAAAUUGUGAGCGAAUGCAAAGUUUCUUGAGAAAAACGCAAAAGUUUUGCAAGGAAGAGCAAAGUUUUCUAGGAAAUAAAUUUUGCAAGAGAUGUUUUGCAAGCGAACACAGAAUUUCUUGGAGAAUGCCGGUUUUGUGAUCAAACGCAAAUAUAUUGAGGCAACUCAAAAAAUUUGUGAGCAAACGCAGUUUCUUGAGAAAAACUCAAACAAAGUUUAUUGGGGAACGCAGAAGUUUCCAGAGCGAACGUUAAUAUAUAUAAAAAAUUUCUCCCAACUUUUCCAUCACCAUCUCUUUUUAUAAGCGCCGUAAAAUGGGCAAAAAUUAAUUUUAAACACAUUUUGCUUAAAAAAAUUAAGUCUGUUUUAUAGUUAUAUAUAUUUCUCAUUAUAUACAGUACAAAUAUUACCAUGACGUAUACAUACUUUCAGUUGUACUUUACAAUUUAAAUUGUCGUUUUAUUUAUAGUAAUAUCUUAAUUUCAAAUGAAUUUAACAGAAAUAUUUACUCACACACAUACAUACAUAUAUAAAUAGGCUUAAUUUUCUUUACGCAAAAUACAAUAUUCAUUUUUGGGGGGAUGUUUAGUCAUUUCUUGACCAUUUUCAUGAGAUUCACACAAAAUGGAGAUACAUGAAGAAUGUAAGUAAACUGUUUUGGGUUGAAGAGGUCUGUCCACUUCUGUCAAAGCAAUGUUAGACCACAUAGCCUUGUAGACCACCACUGUCUGCCAGCAGCACAGCUCUCACCAGGGCUCACAGGGACUUGCAGUCUUGUAGUCAUCUACAAACCAGGGUUACCUCAACUUCUCCACAAACUACCAGUCAGUAACUACAAAAGAGAAAAUGAUUGAGUUUCGGCUCCUGUAGACUCAAUAUGAACAUGCGUUGGCUAAACCAUGAGUGCGUGUGUGCGUGUGUGUUCUUUAAUACUAAUAUAACGUGUGUUUGGGUGGAUGCUGUGUGACUGAGAUAUGAUAUACUGUAUAUCCCUUAUGUUGUUAUGUCUUAAUAUCCUCAUAUUGUUUCACUCGUUGCACUGCUUUGGCUGUUUUGUUAAGUUGCGACACUGGGUAUUUAAUUUCUGUUUUUUCGGAGUGUCAUCAUCACCUCCGGUAAUGGUUUAUUUCACCGUUUAGAUUCGGUUGUCUAGUCUUACCAGCUCAGCCAGCCUUUAAACUGCCUCUCACUUUUGUUAAUGGAAAAAAAAAUAAAAACAAGACCGCUCAGUAACAUUUUGGAGAAUAUCUUUGUAUGAUAUAUACUAAAACUAUGUGUGUGGGUUUGUUUUAUUUUUCAGUUUUUAAAUAAAUAUUUCACUCAUUGAUAUAAUCAA